ACACUCUGCUUCAGGGACAAAACAUCAAGACGCUCCAUUAUAGGAAUAAAAGGAUAUGUUUGGAGUUCUGAAGAAAUGGAAGGCCCUCAGGAUCCAAACCGAGUUUCAAGCCCAAAGAAGCGCAAACUGCAUAAAAUGUGUGCGGUAGAUUUAGAGGACGAGAUGGUCAUCAAACGUGUGAAGAGCUGCAGGGCUGACUGUCCAUCAAAGCGCUGGAGCCAUGCCAUGUGUUUGAGUGAUCCUGAAACGGCCAUUCUGAUUGGUGGGGAGGCUGAUGACCAGGCCAGUUGUAAAGAUUCUAUAUGGAAACUGGAGAUUGAUAAUGAUUUCUGGUUCCCCAUGGACGUCUCAUCAUCUGAGGUCAGUCUACCAAGCUCAAAAGGUCACUCAGCAACCUUUGAUCCUGAGUCUAAAGCUGUCUAUGUGUACGGUGGUCUGAGAGACGCCCAGCGAUACAGUGAUAUUUAUAUACUGGACACUGUAACUUGGAAGUGGAAGCUUGUUUCUGCAAAGGGAAAUAUCCCAUCAUUGGCGUACCACAGUGCCACAGUCUAUAAGAAGGAGCUGUAUGUUUUUGGAGGAGUGCAGCCCAGCCGAUGUCCUGAAGGCAAGGUCAGCAGUAACGCAUUGUACAUUUUCAACCCUGAGCAUGGUCUGUGGUAUCAACCGAUCGUGGAGGGUGACCGUCCUCUUCCCAGGUUUGGUGUGGGGAGAAAAACUGCCACCUACCUCAGUGAUCUUCACAUCCUGGAUCUUGGCUUCAUGGAAUACACUGCUGUAAAAUACGAGAACAUACCACCACUGGCCCGUGGGUUUCACGCUGCUCUACCCGUGUCUGACAACAGGGUGCUGAUCAGCGGAGGCUGCAGUGCUGUAGGAGCCCUAAAGGACUUCCAUCUCUUUAACAUUGAUACAAGCUCCUGGACAUCAGUGGCAUCUCCUUUGCUUUGCUCUAAGCCUCGCGCAGGCCACAGUCUGAUAAGCCUGGGCUGUACAAAGGCUUUAUCUUCAGACCCGAGGGAUCGCCGUCAUGGCAAGAGCCUCUCUCAGUGUACCGUCCUAGUAUUUGGAGGGUCAGAUUGUUCAGGAACGUUUUAUAAUGACACCGUUAAAUGCACGGUUGAACUCCCUGUUUAGGAUCAGGGACUACAGGAUUUUUUUCUUAGAAAUGAAUGUAGGGUACUUACAAAAAAUUGGAACUUGAAGCACUUUUAGCGUUUGUUUUUUAAAGUUGCAUUGUUGCAGUUUUAGCAUGAACAGCUGUUUUACAGCUACCGUUUUUAUAUUGAUUUCCUUAAAAGCAAGCAAAGCCUUCACUCUCUCUCACAUGUAGUUCAGAUUUGUUAUUUAGUACAUUCAGAGACUUUGUGCA
Molecule: messenger RNA, 1372 nt
Organism: Sinocyclocheilus anshuiensis
Lineage: Eukaryota; Metazoa; Chordata; Actinopteri; Cypriniformes; Cyprinidae
Product: RING finger protein B-like
Exons: 9
Coding region: 76-1137 (353 amino acids)
Molecular function (GO): protein binding
Source: RefSeq, a predicted model, not a curated record